This is a messenger RNA of Girardinichthys multiradiatus, 2753 nucleotides long. It is a transcript of the gene rmdn1, whose product is annotated as regulator of microtubule dynamics 1. The transcript has 10 exons. Bases 797 to 1723 code for a protein of 308 amino acids. Gene Ontology annotation, cellular component: cytoplasm; mitotic spindle pole; spindle microtubule. Lineage: Eukaryota; Metazoa; Chordata; Actinopteri; Cyprinodontiformes; Goodeidae. The record is from RefSeq and is a predicted model, not a curated record. Gene Ontology annotation, molecular function: microtubule binding.
GCAAAGACAGUAUUGAAACUUGAAAAAAGAAAUGUUCCGUUUGGAAAAAGUGAGACCAGAUCACUAAUACGAGCAGUAGUGAGGGAUAUAUGGCAGGAGAGGUGGGACACCGAUACUAAACGAAGACAUUAUUACAGAAUACAGAAAUCAAUUAAGGUCUUCGAAGGAAAGUGCACAAGAGAGGAAGUGAUUUUUUUUUUUUUUAAGUUUAAGGAUUGGAGCAUACUGGAAUAAAAUCAACUCUUUAUUUAAUGGCUAAGUGUGUACCUAUUGAAUAUGAUGUCUGUGUUGUCCUUGAAGACGUAGAACAUAUUUUGAGAUGUAGCAAAUGUGAGAGGAGUAUAAUGCAUGAUAGAAUCUAUGAAUAGAGACGGGGAUGGAAUAUCAUGUUUAAUACAAAUAUAAGUGAAGGAUGUAAAGCGUUUUUUGUGUUUCUAAAACAUACAGAAGUGUACUCCCUGAGAUUACAGGCUCCGGUACAGUAGGUGGCAAUAUGCUCCUAAAACGUUGGUUGCGAGACGUCAAUAAAAUCUAUGGAGAAGAUUCGCCGCAAUUCAAAAGUCUCACCUGCAGUCGUAGUUAAGUUGAAUACCAGCAAAUACCACUCAAUAAGUUGCAUUUAAAAAUAUAAUAUAUAUAUAUAUAUAUAUAAUAAGUAGAGAGUGGUUAUCUGGCGGUUUAAUUGAAGCAUGCGUGGUUUUGGACGACAUAGUAUUUGUGCUCUUGAAUGUUCACCGUUUGUCUCUGCUGGCUGCCAUGUAGUUCCUGCUCAUUGACCUUUUGGACCUGACAGACUAUGGCUGGGAAGGUUUUAAUGCGGUUUGUGAAUUAUAGGACUUUGCUGGAACUUACAGUCGGCGCUAAACGCGGAGGGAUCGGGAGGACUAGCCGCUUCUUCUGGAAUCGUGGCAGAUGGACAACCGGUGCUCUGGGUAGUGGAGGAGCAGCAUUCCUGGUGGGACUCCCUGUACUGUCUGGUCUAAGUUUCCAAGCUUUCCGUAAAGUGCAGCGUUCAGCCGUGGUUUGUGCUUUAGAUAAAGAGGAGGUCCUGGAGCAGGCUGACUACCUGUACAGCUGUGCAGAGACCGAGAAGCUCUACCAGCUGCUGCUGCAGUACCAGGACAGUGAAGAUGCAGAGUUCCUGUGGAGGCUGGCCCGGGCGUCUCGGGAUCUGUCUGUCCUGCCCAGCACUGAUGCUGGUUGGAAAAAGCAGCUGGUAUUUGAGGCCUUUGAAUACGCAAAGCGGGCACUGGAGAGAGAUGACAAAUGUUUUGCUGCACACAAGUGGUAUGCCAUUUGUCUCAGCGACACUGGGGAAUUUCAGGGAAUCAAGGUUAAAAUAGGAAAUUCUUACAUCAUCAGGGAGCAUCUGGAGAGGUCCAUUGAGCUCAACCCUAAAGAUGCCACAUCCUUACACAUUCUGGGUUACUGGUGUUUUGCCUUUGCAGAGUUGCCGUGGUAUCAGCGUAAAGUGGCAGCUGUCAUUUUCUCAAAACCGCCUACAUCUACGUUUGAGGAGGCUUUGGAGUUCUUCCUGAAGGCCGAGGAAGUCGACCCAAACUUCUACAGUAAAAACCUGCUGAUGCUGGGGAAGACCUACAUGGCCAUGAAAGACAAGGAGAAAGCGCUGCUUUGGCUAACCAAAGCCAAGGAGUUUCCUUCUCACACACUGGAAGACAAAGAGGUCCAUAAAGAAGCCUUGGAGCUCCUCAAUCAGCUUUGAUACAAAGUCUUCCCUACGACUGCACGACUCUUACCACGAUUAACAAACAACCUAAACAUGACUUUAUUGUGAUAUUUGUUAUUUUUAGUGGGAGGCAAAACGUUAGAUCCAGUUUGAAGCUCCUGCAUGCUGCUAUUGGUGCAGUUGGAAUAAGAUGGGACAUGUUGACGUCCCCGUGUUCAAUGAGGCAUUACAGUGUACUAAUUAUUUCUAUGCGACCAGAUAACUUGCGCUUUUAACCUUUUUAAUAUUUACUCAUGUUUACUUUUACAAUCUUUAAAAAUGUAUGUUUUAUUUUUAGCUUCUUGAAUGUCUACUAGUGUCUGAACUGGUUCAUAAACUAAGUAUAGUUGAUGUAUUAUUGGACUAGUGUAAAUGUUUAGUUAAAUAUAUAAGCUAAAUAUAUGCGGGUGGACGGACGCUCCGAAUCCAUCAGCAUUUUGCAGCAGGAAGUUGCAAACCUCCAACACAUUUAACUGGAUUCAGACACUGGGCGGUUACCGAUAACAAGGUGUAAUAACAAGGCGGUGCCGCUAGAACUUGUAUUGUUCCUACUGUUUAAUGCUUGUUUGAGAUUCUUAAGAAGUUGACCAGGUUACUGGAGUUUUCUCCGGCUGCAUGGAGCAUAGCAUGCAGUGCCCUUCCUCCAUCUGUUUCUGCACACUGUCCUCAUGCUUUCAAGACAGAAAUUCAUGUUUUUAUAACAUUUUCUUAGAUGAUUAAAGUUUGAGAUUUUCAAACUACAGCAAGAAUGUGUAAAGCAGUUAACUGCAGGCUAGCUAAUGUAGCAGGCACCCAGAUUGUCACCCUAUAAUGAACAGAACUACAAGAAAAUAACCAUUUUAGCAGAAAUAAUUGUCCUUUUUUAAAUACAACUGAAUCACACUAUACAUCUAUUUGAUCCAGCAGGCCUCUCCUCCUCCCACAGAAACCAAGCCAAGGGAUUUAUUCACUUAUUUAUUUGUAUCUCAUAAAUCCAUCUCUCCAUUUAAAAUGGGUGAAAGCAGAUUAAAAAUGAAUCUUCUUUACA